Nycticebus coucang (slow loris) is the source of this 1427-nucleotide messenger RNA. It is a transcript of the gene CPB1, whose product is annotated as carboxypeptidase B1. The transcript is spliced from 11 exons. Gene Ontology annotation, molecular function: metallocarboxypeptidase activity; zinc ion binding. The coding region runs from base 1 to 1254 and encodes 417 amino acids. The record is from RefSeq and is a predicted model, not a curated record. Lineage: Eukaryota; Metazoa; Chordata; Mammalia; Primates; Lorisidae. Gene Ontology annotation, biological process: proteolysis.
AUGCUGGUGUUCCUGGUUCUGGGGGCUGUGGCCCUGGCAUCUGCUCAUCACGCCGGGGAGCACUUCGAAGGCGAGAAGGUGUUCCGUGUUCAUGUCGAAGAUGAAAACCACAUCAACUUAGUCCACAAGUUGGCCCACACCACCCAGAUUGACUUCUGGAAACCAGAUUCUGUCACACAAAUCACACCUCACAGUGUGGCUGACUUCCGGGUCAAAGCAGAAGAUACUGUCGCCGUGGUGAACUUUCUAAAGCAGAAUAACCUAAAAUUUGAGGAAUUGAUAAGCAACCUGAAAAAUGCCCUGGAGACCCAGUUUGAUAGCCGUGUUCGUGGGACAGGACACAGUUAUGAGAAGUACAACAACUGGGAAACGAUUGAGGGUUGGACUCAGCAAGUGACCACUGAGAACCCAGACCUCAUCUCUCGCAGUGUGAUCGGAACCACAUUUGAGGGACGCAAUAUGUACCUCCUCAAGGUUGGCAAAGCUGGAGCCAAUAAGCCUGCCAUUUUCAUGGACUGUGGUUUCCACGCCAGAGAGUGGAUUUCUCCUGCCUUUUGCCAGUGGUUUGUGAGAGAGGCUGUUCGUACCUAUGGACAUGAGAUCCACAUGACAGAGCUUCUCGAGAAGUUAGACUUUUACAUCCUGCCUGUACUCAAUAUUGAUGGCUACGUCUACACCUGGACGAAGAACCGAAUGUGGAGAAAGACCCGCUCCACCAACGCCGGAUCGACCUGCUAUGGCACAGACCCCAACAGGAAUUUUGAUGCUGGGUGGUGCCAAACUGGAGCCUCUCGAAGCCCCUGUUCUGAAACUUACUGUGGGUCUGCUGCGGAGUCAGAAAAGGAGACCAAGGCGCUGGCCGAUUUCAUCCGUGACAACCUGUCUUCCAUCAAGGCGUAUCUGACCAUCCACUCGUACUCCCAGAUGCUGCUCUACCCUUACUCCUAUGACUACAAACUUCCUGACAACAACGUCGAGUUGAACACCCUAGCUAAAACUGCUGUGAAAGAGCUAGCCUCGCUGCACGGCACCAAGUACACAUACGGUCCAGGAGCUACAACAAUCUAUCCUGCUGCUGGGGGCUCCGAUGACUGGGCUUAUGACCAGGGAAUCAAAUAUUCCUUCACCUUUGAGCUCCGAGAUACUGGCAGAUACGGCUUUGUCCUCCCUGAGUCCCAGAUCCGGGCAACCUGUGAGGAGACGCUGCUGGCAAUCAAGUACAUUGCCAGCUACGUUCUGGAACAUCUGUACUAGUCGAGAAAGCUGAGAGCCUAAUUGAAGAAUGCUCACUUAUCAUUUAUUUUCUAUCUUCAAAUCUUAUUUUUGUCUUCCUAGAUGUUUUACAGAUCCAAAUCUUUCUUUUAAGCUUCUGAGUCUAUUAAACUAAGUGAAUCUCCUCAUAGUGAUCAUAAUAAAAGUGUAUCAUU